Molecule: messenger RNA, 2023 nt
Organism: Talpa occidentalis (Iberian mole)
Lineage: Eukaryota; Metazoa; Chordata; Mammalia; Eulipotyphla; Talpidae
Product: ADP-ribosyl cyclase/cyclic ADP-ribose hydrolase 1-like
Exons: 8
Coding region: 117-1007 (296 amino acids)
Biological process (GO): positive regulation of B cell proliferation
Cellular component (GO): plasma membrane
Molecular function (GO): NAD+ nucleosidase activity; phosphorus-oxygen lyase activity
Source: RefSeq, a predicted model, not a curated record
GAAAUGCAGUGCAGUCACCCCCCAACCAUCUCUCUCCCUGCUCUCCUGUCUGCUUCUCCUCCUGCCUCCUCUCCUGCAGUUUGGCCGCCCCCCGCGGGGUCCCCAAGGCCAGCGCUAUGAAGCUUGUCUAUGUGGGUGUCUCUGCAGGGGUGAUCAGCAUGGCUGUGUUAGUCUUCUACUUUUGUUUUACUUGUCAUUGUGCACGGAAUUUCUACGAGAAGGUCCAGUGCCGAUGCUCCAGAUACUCCGCUCCAUGGGAUGCCCCGCUGAGUGGAAAAGAAGACUGCAACAAGAUAGCGGAGGCUUUCACGAAAGCAGUUGCUUCUACGGACCCUAAGCGCAUUGGAGCCGGAGACUAUCAACCACUGAUGGAUCUGGUGAAGCAACAAAAUUUCCCUUGCGACAAGGUCCUUUUUUGGAGCAAAGCAAAAGACCUGGCAGAUAGUUACCAGGGGGAGCUGCUCACCCUGAAUAAACUGCUCGUGGGCUACAUUGCUGAUGGCCUCAUGUGGUGUCGAGACAAAAGCUCUUCUGAAGUGAAGUUUGGCCCUUAUCAAGAAAAGAAUGGAAUCUGCCCUAUGGGUCCUACCCGAGUAUUCUGGGAUGUGGCGUCCAAAUGGUUUGCAAAAAAUGCCUGUAAAAAGGUCCCUGUGUUACUCAAUGGGUCCAACAAAGAGUCUGUCGCCUACAAUGGAUCCAGUGUUUUUGCAAGUGUGGAAGUCCCUAAUUUGUCUUUAGCUGUUACCGCACUACAUGCCUGCGUGAUCCAUGACAGCGAAACCAGGGACUCAUGCUCAGGCUCCAUACAACGACUGAAAUCAGAUUUAAGACGAGACAUUGCAUUUACUUGCGAGCAUACGGACAGGAAGUCAUUUCCUGCAUGUCUGAAUCGUGGGGUUUCACAAUGCAAAUCUGUAUUACGGGACAGUGGCGUGAUCGGUUUAAUCGUUGCACUCUUGCUGUCCAUCAACCUGCCUGACUCGGGAGCCACACUGGUGGGGAGCUGAGGAUUUGAGGGGAGCCCCUGUCAUUUCAACACCGGACAAGACCUUUCUCUCCAGUCUUAACAUAGCUUUUGUUUUGAUGUGGUAUUAUUCAAGAGAAAUCAUUGUAUAAUAUUAGAAUGAAAAUGUUAUCCUGAAUUAUUUCAUUUUAACUCUCCUAUGAAGGGUUUACGUUGGGUAUCUGUGGGCAGCCUCCUUUAUAAAAAUGAGCACAUUUUUCAGUAUGGUGCAUAUUGGUGCUGUCAAGUCCAGGAAGACAAACACCCAAGCUUUCCAGAAAGUGUCACAUUCCACAUGAACGGCCUUGUGUCAGGGUCCAUUUUGAACCCUUUAGGAUCUAUUGAUAGUCAGACUAUAAAUGCCAUGAUCAUGGUCAUGUGGGAAAAGUCUUGUGAGAGCUUCCCAGUGCUUGGUGCGCUGCGCAGUGAGGUUGAUGUUAUUAUCUUCCAUGUGUUAGAUGAGAAAAUGGAAGUGCAGAGAGAUUCUAUCACUGGCCUAAUGUCAUAAUUUAGUUCAGGAAGAGGAUGAUUUUGAACUCGGGUCUGUGGGACUCCAAAGCACAUGUGCUCUCUGUUUUGAGGACUAAACCACAACACUUAACGUGCCUUAUGUUUUCCACCAGUAAGUGCCUGUGAGGUUAAAUACAAUAAAAUCUGGAAUGUGAUUUUUCUGAAUGACUUGAAAACAUACGUUUCUUCCUCCAUUCCGCAGGGCUCAUGGUCUGCUUGGCAGUGCGCGUGCGUGCCUGACCCUGCAGGUGAAGCUUCUCCCUUUUUUCUUGAUCAGUCUAGUUUGGGGACUGUCAGCAUUUUCCACUCAUUCAAAGAAAUCAAUGUUCAAAUUUUUAAAUUGUAUUUUAAUCUUCUCUGUAUCGGUAGAGGUAUAGAAAUUCAUCCUAGUUCCUUGGGGUUUCUUUAUUCAUCUGACUGCAAUGGAAGCUUAAACCAUGGAUUUUUGUCAGUUUUUUUUUUUCUUUUCUAACACAUACAUUUGCUUCAAUAAAGUUUUCUCUGAGUGCU